CUAAGGGCACGGCUCCGUUGAUAUUCUUCUCAAAUUUCUUUAAAAAUACUGUUUAAAUCAUGGCUUUUAAAAGUGAUCUAAAGCAAUUAGUGAAACCAUAUUAUUGGGUUAACAUUCUACUCAGUGUAUCCUAUGUAUUUGCUAAACGGACAAAUUUUACAUGUGAAUUUUUGUUUCCAAACGCCGACUGCGAACUGGACAGUCGGGAAACGGAAAUCCUAUUUUUCUUAAUUAUCGUCGUGAUGCUGAGGACUCGGAAGGCGGGAAGUGUGACAAUGGUCAAUUAUCUGUCGUCUUCAUUCGUUUAUACCAAGAUUGCUAAUUUAAUUCUGUGGUUAUAUGCAGAUGUGCGGUACGGCAUUCCCUAUGGUGCGAUUCUCAUCCUAUCAGCACUACUCCUCCCCGAACCAACUUACUCUGGUCCAGAGCUGAUCACCUACUUCCGAGGACCUCAAAUCCUGGAGGAUGAGCUAAAACACCAUAAGAACACCACAUGGCUUGUAUGUCUGUAUGCUGCAUGGCAUCCAGCGUGUGUGAACUUUGCUUCUGUCUUUGCGGAGUUGUCGGCAAGUUAUAGCUUGGAUAACUUCAAGUUUGGGAAGCUGGAUGUUGGCAGGUACCCAGAAGCCGCUACAAAAUACAGAGUGCAAGAUGGACCAACCAGUCGACAGCUACCAACUGUCAUACUCUUCAGUGAGGGGCAGGAGAAGAUGAGACGGCCACACGCAGACCACACUGGGAAGCUUCAGAAGUUUCUCUUUUCCAAAGACAACCUAAAAGCGGUGUUCGACAUUGACGGAAUAUACCAAGAGUGUAAAACUAAAUUAUCCGCCAAAAGUAAAAAGACCGAAAAAACGGAAAAGACGGAGUAGACGGAGGUGGUCUUUUAUUAGAGAAUAUAAGUGCUAAUGUAGAAGAAAUAAGAAAUACAUCAAAAUAAUAAUGUUCCUCGCACAGUAUGAUAUAAAAGAUCAAAAAGAAAAAUAUACAGGAUGUUCAGUAAGUAGCCAACCAAAUAUUGAAAAAAUAACUUGAAAUUAUUGCCAGUAUCAAAAAGAUUUGAUAUUUCAAUUUUCUUACAUGUACAAAUAAUUAAAAAAAUGUACAGUAGAAUCCUUUUAUUAUGACACUGCUUCACUACAUAGUAUAAAACAAAGUUGCUUUCUCUGUCUAUGUCCCUAUGUAUGCUUAAAUCUUUAAAACUAUGCAACGGAUUUUGAUGCGUUUUU
This is a messenger RNA of Colias croceus (clouded yellow), 1229 nucleotides long. Its product is annotated as thioredoxin-related transmembrane protein 2 homolog. Gene Ontology annotation, cellular component: cytoplasm. Gene Ontology annotation, molecular function: oxidoreductase activity, acting on a sulfur group of donors, disulfide as acceptor. The record is from RefSeq and is a predicted model, not a curated record. Bases 60 to 872 code for a protein of 270 amino acids. The transcript has 4 exons. Lineage: Eukaryota; Metazoa; Arthropoda; Insecta; Lepidoptera; Pieridae.